AUGUCCAAUUGUAAAUUAUGGUCGAUCGGCAGUUUGCGUUUGCGCGUCGUGUGCGCCAUCGCGCUCGCAUUGACCAUCGAAGGAUUGAUGCGAUCGAAUCUCAAUAUGGCGAUAGUGUGCAUGCUCAAUAGUACGGCGCUUUCCGACGGCCGAUCGUCUCUGCACAAUGCGAAUGAGACGACGACGCCGCAUCGAGCCGAAUGUCCGAUGCUGGUGAUGGGAAGCAAAGAGCACGUGGAUUAUCACGGCACGAUCUUCUGGAGCUCACAGGAACGAGCGGUGAUCUUCGCAUCGUUCUACGUCGGCGGUCUCGCGGCGACACUCUUCUCCGAGAAAUUGAUUCGAUGCGUCGGCUCGACGAAAACCGUGCUCUAUGGUGCCAUCGCCAACGUUCUCGGCACAUUCGUCACACCAUUCGUCGCCUCACACAGCGAGUUGGGCACGAGUCCGCUGAUCAUGGUGCGGUUCAUCAUGGGAUUCGGACAAGGUGUUCUAUGGCCGUGCAUGAGUGUGCUCAUCGCCCACUGGUUUCCGGUUGAGGAGAAAUCGACGGCGUUGGCUAUUGCGACGACAGGCAAUCAGCUCUCCGUGGUGAUCGCAAUGUUCGCCACAGCCGAGCUCUGCCAGCUGCCACUCGGUUGGCCGAUGGCGUUCCACGUGUACGGUGUGCUCGGCAUCGCGUUGUGCAUCAUCUGGUGGCUGUUCGUCUACGACACGCCGGCCGACGCCGCCGGCGUGAUAUCCAGCGACGAGCUGGAGCAUAUAUCGAAGCUCGGCAAAAAGCAUCGGCCCGUCAAAGCCAACUGGAAGGCGCUUCUCACCUCGCCGGUCGUCUGGGCCGUCGCCGCUUCGUCGUUCGCCCACAAUUACAUCACCGUCGGCAUUAUCACCUAUUUGCCGCUUUAUUAUAAGACCGUCCUCAAUAUGAGCUUGACAUCGAAUGGCGUCCUUUCUGCGAUCCCAUUUGUUGGACAAUUUGUCUCGAAAGUCGCGUAUGCUUCGAUUGCCGAUCAGGCGAAGGCGAGGAAAUGGAUGAGUGUUGACGCGGUCACCAAAAUAUCAAAUUCGAGUGCAUCGUUUGGAAUCGCGAUAUGCUUCGGAAUUCUGUGCUUUUGCGAUUGCUCGAAUCGCGUUUUUGCGAUCUUUUUGAUAUUCAUGGCGAUGGCAUUUGUUUCUGGCUACAUUCCCGGCUAUAAUACUAGUGUCGUUACGAUUGCACCAUCACAAACCGCCGCCAUCGCCUCCUACACGAGACUUUGGGCUCAAAUCGCCUCUUCACUGGCGCCAUACUUGAUUGGUGCAACCACCAAGCAGGGAAGCGCCGAAGAAUGGCGAAUCGUUUUUCUCGUCAUUGUGCUAAUUUGUGUUGUCACCGGAGCGUUCUUCCAGUGUUUCGGAUCAGCCGAUAUUCAAUCAUGGGAUUUCGACGAAUCGAGACUGCCGGCUGAGAUUGCCCGCGAGGAGCUCAUCGAUCGCACGAAAUACGAUGAAACCGCGAAAGUCAUCAAUGAAUAG
Caenorhabditis bovis is the source of this 1515-nucleotide messenger RNA. The record is from the annotation of a GenBank genome assembly. NCBI's taxonomy places the organism in Eukaryota, Metazoa, Nematoda, Chromadorea, Rhabditida, Rhabditidae.